This is a messenger RNA of Eutrema salsugineum, 1426 nucleotides long. Its product is annotated as chitotriosidase-1. Gene Ontology annotation, molecular function: chitinase activity; chitin binding. Gene Ontology annotation, biological process: chitin catabolic process; carbohydrate metabolic process. The coding region runs from base 35 to 1174 and encodes 379 amino acids. The record is from RefSeq and is a predicted model, not a curated record. NCBI's taxonomy places the organism in Eukaryota, Viridiplantae, Streptophyta, Magnoliopsida, Brassicales, Brassicaceae. The transcript is spliced from 3 exons. Gene Ontology annotation, cellular component: extracellular region.
CAACACAUACUCUGUUUUUCACAGCAACUCGACAAUGUCUUCCACAAAACCAAUCUCGCUCAUUGUUUCCAUCACUUUCAUCUUCUUUCUCCAAUCCUCAUCGGCACAAACCGUCGUGAAAGCUUCGUACUGGUUUCCCGCGAGUGAAUAUCCGGUCACCGACAUUGACUCAUCUCUCUUCACUCACCUCUUCUGCGCUUUCGCUGAUCUCAACCCUCAAACCAAUCAAGUCACUGUAGCUUCCACGAGCCAAACGAAAUUCUCCACCUUUACACAAACAGUGCAACGGAGAAACCCUUCUGUGAAAACCCUCUUGUCAAUCGGCGGUGGAGCCGCUGAUAAAACCGCGUUUGCGUCCAUGGCGAGUAACCCCACUUCUCGAAAAUCGUUCAUUGAUUCUUCGAUUAGACUCGCUAGAUCGUAUGGAUUCCACGGUCUUGAUCUAGACUGGGAGUAUCCAAGCAGUGCUACGGAAAUGAGCAAUUUCGGGACUUUACUUCGAGAAUGGCGUUCAGCGGUUGUGGCAGAGGCGACUAGUAGCGGUAGACCGCGUUUGCUGUUGGCGGCUGCGGUUUUCUACUCCAACAAUUAUUAUUCGGUACUCUACCCGGUUCAAGCCGUUGCCAACAGCUUGGAUUGGGUUAAUCUUAUGGCUUAUGAUUUCUAUGGACCGGGUUGGUCUAGAGUCACCGGUCCACCUGCCGCUCUUUAUGAUCCUUCAAACGCAGGUCCAAGCGGUGACGCCGGAAUAAGGUCGUGGACUCAAGCUGGACUUCCGGCGAAGAAAGCGGUCUUGGGCUUUCCAUACUAUGGCUACGCGUGGCGUCUCUCCAACGCCAACAGUCAUAGCUACUACGCGGCUACAACCGGAGCGGCGAUAUCACCGGACGGUUCGAUAGGCUACGGUCAGAUAAGGAAGUUCAUAGUGGAUAACGGAGCAUCAACGGUUUAUAACUCCACGGUGGUCGGAGAUUACUGUUACGCCGGGACGACUUGGAUCGGGUAUGACGAUAAUCAGAGUAUUGUGACGAAAGUGAGAUACGCUAAGCAGAGAGAUUUGCUUGGUUACUUCUCGUGGCAUGUUGGAGCUGACGACAAUUCUGGUCUAUCUCGUGCAGCGUCACGGGCAUGGGAUGCAACGGCUGCAACCGCCAUAAUUAUACAAAAGGUUUAAGGUUUCUACUGUUCUGACAACGGCAAGUGAAGAUGUUUGGUUUUUCAAUGACUAGACAAAAAUCAACGUUAUUCACUUUAUAUAUUGUCAAGGAAAAGGGGGAAUAUAAUAAGACAGUAAAGAUAAUAAAAGCAAGAAGCAAUAAGUUUAGUAAUCACAUAAUGCUUCUUUUACUAAAUAGCAAAUCGUUCUUAGUUUGUAAGUGUUACACGAUUCAAAUACAACCCAAGGCUAUUUAAAAAUAUUUUUUUA